AUGAAUAAAAAUCAGCUAUAUCAUAAGGAAAGGAAGAAGAAUAUAUACCUAAAAGCCAAAAUUUGGAGAGAUUAUUACAAGCUUAAAGGAGCUUUAAUGAGAAUGCAAAUAGAAAACAAAACAAUUGAAGAACAAUUGAAAGCUGAACAACAAAAAAACAUCGAAAUAUUUGCAUUGUACGAAGAAAAGAUACAGAAAUUAACAGAGAUUGUUGAUUCGUUACCAAAUAGAGGAUUAGAAGAAAAUUCAAAUCCGAAUAAACCUGUUAGAAGAGUAAGAUGGAGAUUUGAUGAUUUAGAAGUUGAAACCAAAGCAUUACAAAGUGAGUCAGAAAGAGUAAUUCAACAUUUGCAAGAUCCAAUUCACAUUCGAAAACAAUUUAUCGAUUACAAUCAAUAUAGAUAUAUGAACACUAAAGAAAACAUGUCAAUUCACAGUACAAAAGUAGAUAAACCACAGAAACAGUAUAAGAAAGAAAUUAUUUUGAAUACUCAACAUAUUUCAUUCGAUAUUCCACCAAAUGAAUUAGAUGGCGAUAUAACAAGUCCAUUACAAUCUUCAUACGAAGAAGAAGAUAAUACUGAGAAUGAUAAUAAUAUUGAUGAUUUUCAGGAAGAAAGCGGUCAUACAUUUUCUGCAGAUGAGUUACCACCUGAUCUUAGAACACCUCUUGUCAAGCAUUCGUCAUCAAAAGGCUCCGCGAACUCAUUAAAAGAAAAUUCGAAGGAAAAUUCAAUAGAAAAUAAUUCUCAAAUCGAAGUCAAUAGUCAUAACUCUAUCAACAAAUCAGUGAAUAGUAAAUCUGCUGAUCUCAGUUUAGAUAACAUUCAAAAUUCUCCUAAAAAUCAGAGCAAAUCGAAUUCUCAAAUUAGCUUAUCUGGUGGCAAGUCUCUUAGUAAAUCCAGUUCUCAGAUUAAUUCUAAUAGCAAGAAUUCUGGUGUUAAGUCACCAGAAAAUUCUCAAAUCAAAUCUAUUGAAAAAAUUUCUCCAAUUCAAUCGAGUAAUGAAAAGUCUCUUAAUAAAUCAGGUAAUAAAUCUCAAAUUAAAUCAGAAAAUAGUGCUGUAAAGACUUCUCCCAAAAAUAAUCCAAAUUCUGUCCCAGAAGUUGAAAAUUUGCAAUCACAGCACGGAUCUUCAAUAUCAAAGAGCAUUAAAGGAUCUGUUUUCGAUGAUGAUGAACCACUUGAUCUUUCAUCUCCGCCGAAUAUCCAAGAUACUCCUGAUAGUUCACCGAAUAGUGGGGAUAAACUUACAAGAACUCCAAGUACUGAUGGAGAAAUAUCCCCGAUUACUUCAUCUUCGCCUCCUUCAAAUGUUUCACAAUCGACCAAUAAAACUAAUUCAAAUAUCCUUGCCGAAGACCAUGAAAUUGUUAAUGGAAGGGAUAUAUCAUUCAAUCCUAAACCGAUAUCCAUGGGAGAUUUCGAUAAAACAGAAUCAGCAAGUGAAAAUAAGUCUAUUGAACAAAUUCAGCCGAAGAAACAAGAAAAAGUCGAACAAAUUGAAACAAAAACAACUCCAAAGAAUACAAAUAGUUUCACUGGAACUCUUCCUUUCCAAAACAAAACUCCUUCGUUCAAUAUUACGCCAGGAAGUACCAGUUCUCCUCAAAUGUUGCCAGAAAGUUCAUCAACUGUUCCUAGCUUCAUGAAAGACAGUUCUUCAAUUCCAGGAACGCCAAACACUCUCAGCAGCACUCCUACUUUCAUGCAGUCCAAAUCUCCAACGCCAAACAACACUCCAACAGAUAAACAAAAAGAAGAAAAGAAGAAAACUCCGGAACAAAACAAAGUUGAAGUUACAAGUUCAACGCCAUUACCCAAUAAGUCGCAUAAUGCAUCUUCUUCAACUCCAUUGCCUGAGAAAGAGAAGAAAUUUGCUGCAACUCCGAUUAUUGGCGAGAAAUCUGUUUCAACUCCGAAAUUCAUAUUGGAAACACCAGGAAAUUCUGUUUAUAGAUCUAACACAGAACCUGAUUUCAGCCAAUCAGAUGGAAACGGGCUGAGUAGAGAGUCAACAAUUCCAGAUUUCAUGAAAUCUGAUGUAACUCCAGCUGGAACUCCGAAAAUCAGUAGAGAAUCAACUGUUCCUGACUUUAUGAAGUCAGAAAGCCCUCAAUCACAGGAAGCAAAUAGUCCAAACAAUACAGCAAGCACAAGUAUAAAUAUGCCAAGCUAUUCCAACAUGGAUUUCACUCAGCAAUCAAAUUAUAGUGUAGGUGUUUCAAGCUUCUCAUCAAAAGAGAAUAAAAACGACCUUUCUCUAUCUAAAAGUAGAGGAAUUUAUGAAAAUCCAUUAUUUACCAAUCUUGGAGUAGGAGAGCUGCGAAACAAUUAUGGCCACUUUGAGCUUGCAACUUCAAGUAGUGGAUUUGCUUCUUCAUUAAUGUAA
Molecule: messenger RNA, 2391 nt
Organism: Trichomonas vaginalis G3
Lineage: Eukaryota; Parabasalia; Trichomonadida; Trichomonadidae
Exons: 1
Coding region: 1-2391 (796 amino acids)
Source: RefSeq, a predicted model, not a curated record